Molecule: messenger RNA, 1713 nt
Organism: Penicillium cinerascens
Lineage: Eukaryota; Fungi; Ascomycota; Eurotiomycetes; Eurotiales; Aspergillaceae
Product: MFS transporter
Exons: 2
Coding region: 1-1713 (570 amino acids)
Biological process (GO): transmembrane transport
Molecular function (GO): transmembrane transporter activity
Source: RefSeq, a predicted model, not a curated record
AUGACAGUCGCGGACCGUACGCCGAUCAAUCGCCGCUCCUCUACGCAGCACUACCAGACAUUCGAUACACCUCCGCCCAAGUCGCGUGGACGUCCAAAUUCGGGCCAGUCGGAGUCCUCUGGGGAAGCCUCGCACGAUUACCACCAUGACCUCACCGAGCACCAUACACAGUCGCCACUGCCGAAGAAACAGAUGGCUGUGUUGGCUAUGAUUGCCCUGGCGGAGCAAACAGCGCUCAACUCGAUUAGUCCAUAUCUGCCGGAUAUGGCAUCCACCUUCCCCGAGGUGGAGCCGAGCCAAGUGGGUGUCUACGUGGGAUCGAUUGCUUCAGCAUUUGCCCUUGCACAAUUCGGCACAAACUAUUUCUGGGGUUGGCUCUCCGACCGCAUUGGGCGCAAGCCGGUCAUCCUCCUCGGUACUUUGUUGACAGCGCUCUGCUUCGUUGCGUUUGGGUUUUGCAAGACCCUGUGGCAAGCUAUCGCGGUCCAGGCAAUCAUGGGUGUAGUCAACGGUAACCAGGGCCUAGUGUCGACUUGUCUGGGUGAGAUCACGGACCGAAGCAACCAGUCUCAGGCCUUUACAUACCUCCCCGUCCUCUACGGUAUUGGCGGUAUCACGGGUCCUCUCUUGGGAGGGCUACUCGUCUUCGAGCGCAACCCUUUCACGGGGAACAAAAGCACAUAUCCGUACCUGGCACCAAACCUUUUCUCCGCUUUUAUCCUUCUGGUGGACUUCGUCUUGACUGCAUUAUUCAUGGAGGAAAGCCUGGAAGAUGCCGACACCCUUCCGAAGUUUGGCAAAAAAGUUCGCAGUCUCUUCUCAUGGAUCUGGCAGUUCACAGGCUUUUCCCCGCACCCAACCUAUCUACGGGUUCCAGACGGCCCCAUCCGGCGCAACACUGGCGAUAGUCAAGAACAUGACAGUGACCUGGACUCGGCUUCAGAGGUGUCAAGUCAGUCACACCAGCAUGUGGAAGAGCUGACGUGGGACGAAAUAUACACACGGGAUACCAUGCUCCUACUCAUUACAUACUUGAUUUUUGCUUUCUGCAAUGUUUCUUUCAACUCGCUGUUUCCAAUCUUCGCGCAAGCCAAACCGCCCAUGGGACGCCACCUUACGCCCUCUGAGAUCGGUCUGUCUCAAGGAUUCGCUGGAAUUGUGACAAUCAUUUUCCAAAUUUGCAUUUUUAAUCGCCUGCGUGAUAAGAUGGGCAACCGAUGGUCCUACCGUGCAGGUCUGUUCGGUUUCGUUGUCUCUUUCCUCCUGAUGCCUUUUAUUGGAUACAAGAGCGAGGACAGCAAGGGCCUGACUGGCAAAUCUGCUCUCAUGGCCGUCGAGCUGUGCCUCGUGUUACUGGUCAAGACCAUUGCCUCUGUUGGUGGCUUGACCAGUGCUCUGCUACUGGUUACAAAUACCGCUCCGAACCACGCAGUCCUGGGUGCCCUCAAUGGCCUCGCGCAGACCCUCAGCGCCGCCGGCCGUUCCGUCGGCCCAUUCCUGUCUGGAGGUCUCUUCUCCCUAACAGCCAAGAUUCAGCCCAAGGGAGAAGCUCUGGCAUUUGGUGUCUUCGGGGCUGUCUCAUUCAUCGGAUUCAUCAUGAGUUUCGGAAUCCGCGGUCGCUCCCUCGAGGCAGAGGGCUGGGGCGGCGAUGAUAGUGACGACGGAAACUAUAAAUCCGAUGAUGAUGAUGAUGAUGAAGCCAACGGUGCGUAA